UAAACGUGGACGUGGCAAUGACGUCAAGAUCCGGAAGCAACCGGAAAGAAAGUGAAAUACAGGACUUCGGAAAAUCGAGCGGCCUUCUUAUGAGAAAAUCUACAGAUGUACACCAUUAACAAUGAUGCUUGGAGGAAGACGUGAACACUCAUCACCACCACCAAACUCCUAGGGUAGGUCUGAAGAGGUUGUGCCGCUGUCGACCCAUUCCUGGUGGAUUCAUACCGAAAGUCUUGCCUGCUGGCUAAAACGACCGCGCCUUUCUCUGUCACCUGACGGGCUGCUGGCUUCGCCCAUCAUGACCUGCCGAGAUCGCACCCUGGAGUUCCAGUCUGCCUGCAAGUCCCUUCAAGGCAGACAAAUACAGAAUGGGGCUCCAUCGAGUAAGCCGGCUCUCAAUGCCCUCAAACAGCGCAGUGACUUCACUCUUAUGGCAAAGAGAAUUGGAAAGGACCUGAGCAACACAUUUGCCAAACUGGAAAAGCUAACAAUAUUGGCCAAAAGAAAAUCUUUGUUUGAUGACAAAUCUGUGGAGAUAGAAGAACUGACCUACAUUAUAAAACAGGACAUCAACAGCCUCAAUAAGCAGAUAGCACAGCUGCAGGGGCUCGUUCGCUCCCGAAGUGGACAAAAUGGCCGGCACGUUCAGACACAUUCCAACACCAUCGUCGUCUCUCUGCAGUCAAAGCUGGCAUCAAUGUCAAAUGACUUUAAAUCAGUAUUGGAAGUCAGAACUGAGAACCUGAAGCAGCAGCGUAGCAGGAGGGAACAGUUCUCAAACACCCAAGUGGCUUCCUCCCCUCUUCUUGCCAAUAACUUUGGGAGCUCAGUGUUAUUGCAGGACGAGUCUCGGAGCAUGGGAGGCGAGGUCUCCAUAGACAUGGACUCUCGAGCUAACCCCCUCCAGCUGCAGCUCAUCAAUGAGCAGGACUCGUACAUCCAGAGCAGGGCCGACACCAUGCAGAACAUCGAGAGCACCAUCGUGGAACUGGGCUCCAUCUUCCAGCAGCUGGCUCACAUGGUCAAGGAGCAGGAGGAAACCAUACAGAGGAUUGAUGCUAACGUGGAGGACACGCAGUUGAACGUGGAAGCAGCCCACACGGAGAUCCUCAAGUACUUCCAGUCGGUCUCCUCCAACCGCUGGCUCAUGAUCAAGAUCUUCCUCGUCCUCAUUAUCUUCUUCAUCAUCUUCGUGGUCUUCCUCGCCUGAGGUCCUCGAACAGCAGGCAGACUGGAAGAAGGAGGAUGGUGUGUUUGGUUGAAGAAGUGGACUGAUUGGACAGAUAAUAGGUGGGAAAGGACCGAGAAAUCUGGGGGUUGGGGGGUUGUGGGGAAUGAUUAAAUUAUAACUGGACUUGAUGCUUUUAGUGACGAGGCUGAAGUCCGUUUCUGCUCCGAGUCUCUUGAGUGGUAGGCACCCAUGCAUACCAGAGAGGCAAUGAAGACUAAACUUGUGGGGCAUCUGGUUGUUCGCGGAGAGACUUUUGAGUUGCACACACUUCACAUGCUCCCCUGUAGAGAAUUGCAUUUUCAAACGUUUGAGCCUUCAAAUCUCCUUUUUUUUUUUCUCUCUCUCUCUCUCUCUUCCUCCUGUCAUCAUCAUCAUCAUCAUCAUCAUUAUUAUUAUUAUUAUUAUUAUUGUUGAUCACAAUAAGAGAGGCGGAGGCUUUUAUUCCCAGUGGUUUGAUUCUGCAAACUAGUUUUGGUUUUGAUUUGUCCCUUCAAAUUUGUUUUAAUCGCUGUGGUGAUAAGAGAAAUGACGUACAUGACUCAUGAGGUAAUGUGAAUGAGUGUAGGACUUUGGAAUCGCUCAACGGUUUUGUUUCCGUCUCUACCACUUAUAUUCCCAUAUCUCCUGACAGUAGAGUGGAGAGGUGAUUGGUGUGAUAAUGGCCCUAGAUUAGGGCAGGUUCCUUUGGGAGAAAGGAUCGUUUUGCUUUCAACUCUUGCUUUGCCAAAUAGUUUUAAAUUCAGGAAAAUGUGAUGUGACUUCAUCCAUGCUCCAGUGUCUUCUGGCUUAUGGGGCUGACCGGGUGGGGUAAAGGAUGUAUUAAGUAGUCUUAUUCAGACACAAUGAAGGGCUGCCUCCGCCGCCCGCGGUUGGUCCUCUCCUCUAGUAGAUCUACGGUACUGCCAUGACUUGAGAACGCUGUGAACAAACGUGGCUUCUGAAGUCGGGUACACUUUACUUUACCUCUCACCAGUCACUGUACAUUGGCUCUCUCUCAUCCCCAUUCAUGUAUUGUUUCUCAGGUACGCUCUGGUUUGAGGUCUCCUCUCUUGGCCAGAUACCUGCAUUUAUGUACAGUGAAAUAUUUAACUGAUGUGCACUUUCAUUAUAACUCCUGCUUCAUUUCACUCUGUUUUUUUUUUUUUAGCCAAAUGCCUUGCCUCCUCUUGUAUAAAGUGAAAAUAGUAACAUGGAAGGAAAAUGAAGUGCAUAUUAAAACAUCAUUUGGUAAUUGUGA
Clupea harengus (Atlantic herring) is the source of this 2468-nucleotide messenger RNA. RefSeq names its product syntaxin 5A (gene stx5a). Gene Ontology annotation, cellular component: SNARE complex; Golgi membrane; endomembrane system. The record is from RefSeq and is a predicted model, not a curated record. Gene Ontology annotation, molecular function: SNAP receptor activity; SNARE binding. Gene Ontology annotation, biological process: intracellular protein transport; vesicle fusion; endoplasmic reticulum to Golgi vesicle-mediated transport. NCBI's taxonomy places the organism in Eukaryota, Metazoa, Chordata, Actinopteri, Clupeiformes, Clupeidae.